Molecule: messenger RNA, 3548 nt
Organism: Carassius carassius (crucian carp)
Lineage: Eukaryota; Metazoa; Chordata; Actinopteri; Cypriniformes; Cyprinidae
Product: endoplasmic reticulum mannosyl-oligosaccharide 1,2-alpha-mannosidase-like
Exons: 14
Coding region: 359-2374 (671 amino acids)
Biological process (GO): N-glycan processing; carbohydrate metabolic process
Cellular component (GO): membrane; endoplasmic reticulum
Molecular function (GO): calcium ion binding; mannosyl-oligosaccharide 1,2-alpha-mannosidase activity
Source: RefSeq, a predicted model, not a curated record
GAGGAAGGAUCAUGUGACAUAGUAAGAAGCCGUCACAUAAACAUUGCCCAGCACAAAGCUGUUUAACUAGUAACAGCGUCCGUGCUUAUUUUCCUGAAGAUUGACAUAUAUUAAGAGUAGACUGCAUAUCAGCCUAAAUGAGCGUUUUGUGGGAAGAACACGCGGUUUGUAGAUGAGCAGCGUUAUGGAGAUAGAGAUCUGCUGCCACCUACACACUGAGUGUACACUAUUAAUACAUGCACAGUGGAUGGGAAGCACUGGCUGUGACCUCCUCCUCUUCAUGCAUAUAGAUCCUCCUCCUAACCAGGACCAGCAAGUUGUCAAGAGAAGGUGUCUUUGAGUGGUGGCUGCGUUAGAGAUGUACUCACCACAGAGGAAGGACUUUGUCUCUCUGACGCUUGGAGAGCAGCACAGCCGCAGAUACACCAACAGCAAGCACCGGAGACAGUCCUGCUGGAGGAAAUGGAAGCAGCUCUCUCGGCUUCAGCGCAGCCUGAUUCUUUUCCUGCUGGCCUUCCUGUUUAUCUGUGGGAUUCUUUCCUAUCCCAGCCUGACAGAGCAGUGGAGAGGACUCUCUGAUAGAUCGUUGAAGGAGGACUGGGUUGAAAUGGAUAACCAAGGUCUCAGGCCCAUUCCUCCUGUCUUCGUCCCAAAGCUCCCACCAGGAGUUGUCCCGGGGGUCCAGGACAUCCCACCAGAAGUGAUGCCUGAAAUUCAAAGACCAAGCAUUCCAUUACUUCCCAAACCUCCAGCUAUGAGGAAGCCCCCUAGCAAGCGUGGUCCUCCAGCACUGCAGAAGCGAGGGAAUGUGUCAGACUGGCAGCUGAAAGAUGGAGAAGAAGCCACGGUCAAGAGAGAUGAAGAUGGAGGGAAAGAAGCAAAAACAGUCAUUAGCUGGCGUGGGGCGAUGAUCGAGGCGGAGCAGGGGACGGAGCUUCAGUCUACUGCACAUGGAAAAGAAGGAACCGAGGCUGAUGCCGAGGAUGCUGCCAACUUAAAACCAGUGAAGGCCGUGGAUCGUGUUGAUGCAGUGCUGGAGGCCUUCAGGCACGCGUGGAAGGGCUAUAAGGCCUUUGCUUGGGGUCAUGAUGAACUGAAACCCGUAUCUAAGACCCAUGGAGAGUGGUUCGGCCUGGGCCUCACUCUCAUAGAUGCACUGGACACCAUGUGGAUCUUGGGACUUAAAGACGAGUUUGCUGAGGCCAGAAAGUGGGUUGAGACAGAAUUGUCCUUUUCCAAGAAUGUGGAUGUGAAUCUUUUUGAGAGUACCAUCCGUAUAUUGGGGGGUCUCUUGAGCACAUACCACCUGACUGGUGACACUCUCUUCCUGGAUAAAGCUAAAGACAUUGGGUCCAGAUUAAUGCCUGCCUUCAAAACCCCGUCUAAAAUCCCCUACUCUGAUGUGAACAUUGGUGAAGGAACUGCUCACCCUCCACGCUGGACCACAGACAGCACAGUCGCAGAGGUGACCAGCAUUCAGCUGGAGUUCAGAGAGCUCAGCAGACUCACAAAGGACCCGCAGUACCAGAAUGCAGUGGAGGAGGUGACCAGACAGGUCCACCGAUUGGAGGGAAAGCAUGACGGUCUGGUGCCCAUGUUCAUCAACACAAACAGUGGGAAAUUCACACGUCGAGGGGCCUUUACGCUGGGGGCCCGUGCGGACAGCUACUAUGAGUACCUGCUCAAACAGUGGCUACAAAGUGGCAAGAAAGAAACUGAGCUGCUGGAGGACUAUCUUCAGGCUAUAGAAGGUGUCAGAAAGAAUCUCUUGAGACAGACCUCUCCUAGUAAACUGACCUUUGUUGGGGAGCUGUCCAACGGCCGUCUCAAUCUCAAAAUGGAUCAUUUGGUGUGUUUUCUUCCUGGCACGCUGGCUCUCGGUGUUCACAACGGCCUGCCUGCUGAUCACAUGGAGCUGGCUCUGCAGUUGAUGGAGACGUGCCAUCAGAUGUAUGCACAGAUGGAGACGGGCCUGAGCCCAGAGAUUGCUCACUUUAACCUGCAGUCCAACAACGGGCGGGACAUAGAUGUGAAGCCUGCAGACAGACACAACUUGCUGAGACCUGAGACCGUUGAGAGUCUGUUCUACAUGUACAGAUUCACCAAGGACAGCAAAUACAGGGACUGGGGCUGGGACAUAAUGCAAAGUUUCAACAAGUACACCAGAGUCCCCAGCGGGGGCUAUACCUCUAUAGGUAACGUCCGUGACCCAUUGAACCCUGCGCCCAGAGAUAAGAUGGAGAGUUUCUUCCUGGGUGAGACGCUAAAGUAUCUCUUCCUCCUGUUCUCUGACGACAACGAGCUGAUCAGUCUGGAUAAGUAUGUGUUCAACACCGAGGCCCAUCCGCUGCCCAUAUGGCCCUCCACCUCGUGAGGGUGGAGGACAGAAUUAAGCCAAUCCUCACUUGCAGUGAUGCAGGCUUCCAAAGGAAGUGACCCUUCAGAGUUUCUCUGCAGGAAUGUUUCUGCUCUAAACUAAGGUGGCAGGUUACACACCAAUCUUUAACUGUGCAUUUGAGAAUUAUUUGAAUGCGGUGACGCCCUUUAUUCAGCAAGAAGAUUUGGAUUCACCUAGAUUUGGUGGCAGUUUUAUGGGUGGUAAAAUAACUUAAAUAUUGUUUCCACUUUAUAUUUUACAAGACAUUAACCUUGGGAUGCCUGAAAAGUGUGACACUCUUGCAUGUUGGACAAGCCCAUUCAGCUGCCGCAAUUUUUAGAUGUUCCAUCUUCCAUAUUUGGGAAAGAAAAAAUUGGUGUCGUAAAUCACACGGCAGACUGCUGAAAUCACACACUGUAAAAAACACCAAGCACUUUUGUAAAAAAAAAUUGACAUUUUUUCUAUGCGUACAGAUGGAUGAUCUCAAUGUGAGUGGCUCGCCUUUAUUUUUGCAGGCUGUUACAAAAUGUUUCCCUUUUGUGAGAGUCAGGAUGCAUUAGGGAACAUAUUGAGUACUUUACAGAUUAUCAUCUUAAAAUUUAUUUGGGAACCCUCUGGGGUUAUGUAUUUUUCUGUUAUUUAUGUUGACUUUAGUGUGCGUACUUCAGUGAAUGGUAAUGAUUCGAUGUACUGGAUGCCGCCCAAAGCCCUGCUUGAAUUGCUGCACUGUAGAUUUACUUUAUUAUUUACACUAUUUUGAAGCUGUUGUGUGGCACUGGAUGCUACAUUUAGCUGUACUGCAUUCAGAUGUGUAUAAAUGUUCAUUUGUUCAUUCAAAUUUCACAGCAAAACUACACUGAAAACAUUGUAUGAAGGAUAAACUGUGUCUGAUCAACCGUCAAGAUUACAUUAAAGCUACAACAUUUCCCUUGUCAUAUUAGAACGCAGUGGUAAUUUAUAUCCCCACGCUGCCAUCUGUUUCAAUAUUUUAGAUGAUUGUAGACAUUAAAUGAAUGAAAACACCAUAAUUUACUUAAUCCAAACCUAAAAAACUUACUUCCUAGCCAUUUCUGAAUGAAUUUCUCCUUUAAUGUUCCACAAAAGAAAGUUUUACAGGUUUGGAAUGACAUGAAAGUGAAUAAAUGAUCACAUAAAUUUCAUUUUAGGUGAA